AUGAAUAAAUCCCAAAAAUCUAAAACACCAAAAAGAAAAAUAACGUGGGACUUAGCAGCUCAAUUAAUUGAAUAUGCAACUGCUGCAGAUCUCAAAAUUAUUGAUGAACCGACUAACUUAAGAAUAUGUAACUUAUUAAAAGCUAAUAAGAAUAAAGCUAAAGAUUUAUUGAAUGUACUAAGAAAAAGAAUGCUCAAUAAAAGAGAUAAUGUUGUUUAUUUGUCACUUGUUUUACUCCAACAAACAAUUAUUGAAUGUCCAGAACUUAUUGACUUAUAUUCAACAAGUGCAUGGCAAGAUUGUUUUAUCACAACACUACUACGAACUAAUGUAUUAAUUGAAACAAAGAAAAAACUCUUAUCAAUUAUUCGUGGAAUGACUGAGUCAUUCCCAAAUGACUUAUUAUUCAAAGAUACUUAUGAACAAAUAAUUCAACACGGUAUUGAUUUUCCUGAAGCUGCUCAUUUUGGUUUGUUUUGUUUAUUUUAA
Molecule: messenger RNA, 489 nt
Organism: Entamoeba histolytica HM-1:IMSS
Lineage: Eukaryota; Evosea; Mastigamoebida; Endamoebidae
Exons: 1
Coding region: 1-489 (162 amino acids)
Molecular function (GO): ubiquitin binding; phosphatidylinositol binding
Source: RefSeq, a predicted model, not a curated record